Molecule: messenger RNA, 2844 nt
Organism: Saccharomyces mikatae IFO 1815
Lineage: Eukaryota; Fungi; Ascomycota; Saccharomycetes; Saccharomycetales; Saccharomycetaceae
Gene: PMA2
Product: H(+)-exporting P2-type ATPase PMA2
Exons: 1
Coding region: 1-2844 (947 amino acids)
Biological process (GO): proton export across plasma membrane; regulation of intracellular pH
Cellular component (GO): plasma membrane
Molecular function (GO): ATP binding; P-type proton-exporting transporter activity; ATP hydrolysis activity
Source: RefSeq, a predicted model, not a curated record
AUGUAUUCCACUGGUGCGAAUCAAUACAAAGAGAAGUCCUCAAAAGAGUACUUCGAGGCCAGCGGAGGCGAUAACCCUGCGAAUAACCCUUCUGCUUCUUCGUCAUCUUCGUCUUCUACAUCAACAUCCGCCUCGUCAUCGGCCGCAGCCGUUCCACGCAAGGCCGCAGCCGCAUCCGCCGCUAAUGAGUCGGACUCAGAUGAAGAUAUUGAUCAAUUAAUUGACGAACUACAAUCUAACUACGGUGAAAGCAAUGAAUCCAGCGAGGAAGAGCUGCGCACUGACGGAGCGCAUGCUGGCGAAAGGGUUGUCCCUGAGAAAGACCUUUCUACAGAUCCUGCGUAUGGUUUGACUUCAGAUGAAGUCACAAGAAGAAGAAAGAAGUAUGGGCUGAACCAAAUGGCAGAGGAGAAUGAAUCCUCAAUCGUCAAGUUUUUAAUGUUUUUUGUGGGCCCAAUUCAAUUUGUUAUGGAAGCGGCUGCUAUUUUGGCCGCUGGUUUGUCUGAUUGGGUUGAUUUUGGUGUCAUCUGUGCUUUACUGUUAUUGAAUGCGUCUGUCGGAUUUAUUCAAGAGUUCCAAGCAGGCUCCAUUGUGGACGAGUUGAAAAAGACUUUGGCAAAUACCGCAACUGUUAUCCGGGAUGGUCAAUUGAUCGAAAUUCCGGCCAACGAGGUGGUUCCUGGUGAAAUUUUACAGUUAGAAAGUGGUACGAUUGCUCCCGCAGAUGGACGUGUCGUUACAGAAGAUUGUUUUUUGCAAAUCGAUCAAUCUGCUAUCACUGGUGAAUCUUUAGCUGCUGAAAAGCAUUACGGUGAUGAGGUGUUCUCAUCGUCCACCGUGAAAACCGGCGAGGCCUUUAUGGUCGUGACUGCCACUGGUGAUAAUACCUUUGUUGGCAGGGCAGCUGCCUUAGUAGGUCAAGCUUCUGGCGUGGAAGGUCAUUUCACCGAAGUCUUGAAUGGGAUUGGUGUUAUUUUGCUGGUUUUAGUAAUCGCUACUUUACUGCUGGUCUGGACGGCAUGUUUUUAUAGAACUGUCGGUAUUGUAAGUAUUUUGAGAUACACCCUUGGUAUAACCAUUAUAGGUGUUCCAGUCGGUUUACCGGCCGUUGUCACCACAACCAUGGCCGUCGGGGCUGCUUACUUGGCCAAGAAGCAAGCCAUUGUGCAAAAGUUGUCUGCUAUCGAAUCCCUAGCUGGUGUCGAGAUCCUGUGUUCUGACAAGACUGGUACUUUGACUAAGAACAAGUUAUCCUUGCAUGAACCAUACACCGUGGAAGGUGUAUCUCCAGAUGACUUGAUGUUGACUGCUUGUUUAGCUGCUUCUAGAAAGAAGAAGGGUUUGGAUGCUAUUGACAAGGCUUUCUUGAAGUCCUUAAUUGAGUACCCAAAGGCUAAAGAUGCUUUAACUAAGUACAAGGUUUUGGAAUUUCACCCAUUUGACCCUGUGUCGAAAAAGGUUACUGCCGUUGUAGAAUCUCCAGAAGGUGAAAGAAUUGUUUGUGUCAAGGGAGCUCCAUUGUUCGUUUUGAAAACCGUCGAAGAAGAUCACCCAAUCCCAGAAGAUGUCCAUGAAAACUACGAGAACAAGGUUGCAGAAUUAGCCUCUAGAGGGUUCCGUGCUUUAGGUGUUGCCAGAAAAAGAGGUGAAGGUCAUUGGGAAAUUUUAGGUGUUAUGCCAUGUAUGGAUCCACCAAGGGAUGACACUGCCCAAACAAUAAACGAGGCUAGAAACCUUGGUUUAAGAAUCAAGAUGCUAACCGGAGACGCCGUUGGUAUUGCCAAGGAAACUUGUAGGCAAUUAGGACUCGGAACAAACAUAUAUAACGCAGAAAGAUUAGGUCUAGGAGGCGGCGGAGAUAUGCCUGGUUCAGAGUUGGCAGAUUUUGUUGAAAACGCAGACGGUUUUGCCGAGGUUUUUCCACAGCAUAAGUUUAGGGUGGUGGAAAUUUUGCAGAAUAGAGGAUAUUUAGUGGCUAUGACUGGUGAUGGUGUUAAUGAUGCUCCGUCUUUGAAGAAAGCAGAUACGGGAAUUGCCGUCGAGGGCGCCACAGAUGCCGCUAGAUCAGCCGCUGACAUUGUUUUCUUGGCUCCCGGUCUCUCUGCUAUUAUUGAUGCUUUAAAGACUUCGAGACAAAUUUUUCACAGAAUGUACUCCUACGUUGUCUACCGUAUUGCUUUGUCCUUACAUUUGGAAAUUUUCCUGGGUUUGUGGAUUGCUAUUUUGAACAACUCAUUAGAUAUUAACUUGAUCGUUUUUAUCGCAAUUUUUGCAGAUGUCGCCACAUUAGCCAUUGCUUAUGAUAAUGCCCCUUACGCGCCUCAACCUGUAAAAUGGAAUCUACCGAGAUUAUGGGGUAUGUCUAUUAUUUUGGGUAUUGUUUUAGCGAUAGGUUCUUGGAUUACUCUAACCACGAUGUUCUUGCCCAAUGGUGGUAUCAUUCAAAAUUUUGGUGCUAUGAAUGGUGUGAUGUUCUUACAAAUUUCAUUGACAGAAAACUGGUUGAUUUUUGUCACUAGAGCUGCUGGUCCAUUUUGGUCUUCUAUUCCAUCGUGGCAGUUAGCGGGUGCCGUCUUCGCUGUUGAUAUCAUUGCUACGAUGUUUACCUUAUUUGGUUGGUGGUCUGAAAACUGGACUGAUAUUGUCUCCGUCGUGCGUGUAUGGAUCUGGUCCAUCGGCAUAUUCUGUGUGUUAGGAGGAUUUUACUAUGUGAUGUCCACGUCUCAAGCUUUUGAUAGGUUGAUGAAUGGUAAGUCAUUAAAAGAAAAGAAAUCUACUCGGAGUGUCGAAGACUUCAUGGCUGCAAUGCAAAGAGUUUCUACUCAACAUGAAAAGAGCAGUUAG